GUCAUCUUUGUGUUUCCUGAACGUGGAAUCUACGAGGGCUGUGGGAGUUUCGCGCUUCCUUGCCCCGGGUUCAGCCGAGGGAGGAUGUGGCUCGGCGUCCCGCUGCCCGUAGUGGAAAGGAGCAACGAAGCGAUAGGGAUGCAAGGGGAGCCAAGCCCUAGUCCCUCCCUUAUUGACAGAACUAUCAAGAUGAGAAAAGAAACUGAAGCUAGGAAAGUGGUUUUAGCCUGGGGACUCCUGAAUGUAUCUAUGGCUGGAAUGAUAUAUACUGAAAUGACUGGAAAAUUGAUUAGUUCAUAUUAUAAUGUGACAUACUGGCCUCUCUGGUAUAUUGAGCUUGCCUUUGCAUCCCUCUUCAGCCUUAAUGCUUUAUUUGACUUUUGGAGAUACUUCAAAUACACCGUGGCACCAACAAGUCUGGUUGUUAGCCCUGGACAGCAAACACUCUUAGGGUUGAAAACAGCUGUUGUCCAGACUACCCCUCCACAUGAUCUGACAGCAACCCAGAUCCCUCCAUCUCCACCGUCCCCUUCAAUUCAGGGUCAGAGUGUGCUGAGUUACAGUCCAUCUCGUUCACCCAGUACCAGUCCCAAGUUCACCACCAGCUGCAUGACUGGAUACGGCCCUCAACUGCAAGGUCUGUCCUCAGGUGGCAGUGGUUCCUAUAGCCCUGGAGUGACCUACUCACCCAUCGGUGGUUAUAAUAAGUUGGCAAGCUUCAGUCCCUCUCCUCCUUCUCCUUACCCUGCCACUGUUGGGCCAGUGGAGAGCAGUGGGUUGCGGUCUCGCUACCGGUCUUCACCCACCGUCUAUAACUCACCUACUGACAAGGAAGACUACAUGACGGACCUCCGGACUCUUGACACCUUUCUUAGAAGUGAAGAAGAGAAACAGCAUAGAGUGAAGCUGGGGAGCCCAGAUUCGGCCUCUCCUUCCACCAGUCCCACGUUCUGGAACUACAGUCGCUCCAUGGGGGAUUACGCCCAAACUUUAAAGAAGUUUCAGUAUCAACUUGCCUGUAGGUCUCAGGCCCCGUGUGCUAACAAAGAUGAAGCUGAUCUCAGUUCUAAGCAAGCUGCAGAAGAGGUUUGGGCAAGAGUGACUAUGAAUAGACAGCUUCUUGAUCAUAUGGAUUCCUGGACAGCUAAGUUCAGAAAUUGGAUCAAUGAGACAAUAUUAGUGCCACUUGUACAAGAGAUUGAGUCUGUCAGCACGCAGAUGAGACGAAUGGGUUGUCCAGAACUACAAAUAGGAGAGGCUAGUAUUACUAGCUUGAAACAAGCCGCCCUGGUCAAGGCCCCUCUCAUUCCAACCUUGAAUACAAUUGUGCAGUAUCUAGACCUUACACCAAAUCAGGAAUAUUUGUCUGAAAGGAUCAAAGAACUUUCUCAGGGAGGUUGUAUGAGCUCAUUUAGAUGGAACAGAGGUGGAGAUUUCAAAGGACGAAAGUGGGAUACGGACCUGCCCACUGAUUCUGCUAUCAUCAUGCAUGUAUUUUGCACCUACCUUGACUCCAGAUUACCUCCACAUCCAAAGUACCCUGAUGGAAAAACAUUCACUUCUCAGCACUUUGUUCAGACACCAAAUAAACCAGAUGUUACAAAUGAGAACGUUUUUUGCAUUUAUCAGAGUGCUAUCAACCCUCCCCAUUAUGAGCUCAUCUACCAGCGUCAUGUCAAAAAUCUCCCAAAGGGCAGAAAUAAUAUGUUUCAUACAUUAUUAAUGUUCCUCUACAUCAUAAAGACCAAAGAAUCGGGAAUGCUUGGGAGAGUUAAUCUUGGCCUAUCCGGUGUGAAUAUUUUAUGGAUUUUUGGCGAGUAGUGAGUCGUUUAAUUCCAAACAUUUGGACUUUGAUUUUACUGAACCAGAAGGAGUUGAAUAUAAGCAUUUGAGUCACUGCCGCUUCUGAAAUAAGAUACAUGUGUGUUUCUGUUAAGACUCUUCAGGUUUAAUGAAAAAUCAGCUAUUGUGAAACCUUGUAAAACUAUAUCCUCUAUCUUUUAUACCAAGGGAUAUUACCUUUGAUUUUAUAUCACAUUUCAGACAUUUCAUUUGACUUAAAACUGCAACCCUUUGAAUUUGUGUUUAUGCAGAUCGGUGCAGUUCUCCCUUAACUAAAUAAAUGUAAGAGGCCUUCUCAUUGUAUCUCCCAGACAAGAAUCAUCCACCCAGGUCUUCCAUCACAAAAAUGUUCUCUUAGUCAUGUUAUAUGCAAUACAAGUAUGUGCAACAUAAACCAUGUUAUAUGCAGUUUAAGUAAUUUUUAAAAAAGAUCGUUGCCAAUUUAGUUUUUUAUCUCUGUAUUUCCCUGGUGUUCUUUAAGAGGGCCUAAAACCAGCAUUCAAAGCAGUGAGAUUAAAUCUUCUAAGUAAUAUAUUAGUCCAUGAAUAUUUUUAAAUGCUAUUAAAAGAUGUUUGACAUUAUUGGCCUUUAAAAAAGUCAACUCUUGAAUUAAAUUAACUAGUAGAAUUAAAUUGAGUUUCAGUUAAGAAUCUGAGCCCAUGAAGAAAACUUCACUGCUUUGCUUUUAGCAACUCAGUGUCACUACUCCAUAAUAGAGUUCCCUUCUUUCAGGUACCUGAGUUUUUUACAUACGUUCAGACUGUCUGGAGUGUAUGAAGUUACCAAAUUUGUAAGUUUUGCUUGACUCUUAUCUUUCUGUGUAUGUGAUAGCCAGCAAUUGUAUUUAUUUUUUCUUUAUUGACAUAUUAUUAGAGACUAUUUCCACAGCUUAUGUAACCUUGGGAACAGGUAAUACCACUCACUUGUCUUCUAAAUAACUCUAUGUCAGUAUUGUAUGUACACCCCAUUUUGUAUAAUUUGUAAACUGUUCUUCAGAAGUUCGUGUUUUUUAAAAGUUGAUGUCCAGAGGAAAGGAACUUGCUGUCUUUUAGCUGUUGUUAAGUAUGUUUGGUGUGCUGUUUUAGAAAAAAAUACCAGUUCAUUAUGUUAAAUAUAAUAACGUGUUACAAUUUAAAUCUGUUGGAUCAAAAGUUGUUGAUGAUGCCAUGGACUAGCAGUUGCUAUGCUGUUAAACUGUGCGGUUGCAUGUACUUUAUUAAAAACACUCAGAAAAUUUAAUAGGACUUAA
This is a messenger RNA of Tupaia belangeri chinensis (Chinese tree shrew), 3091 nucleotides long. It is a transcript of the gene TMEM209, whose product is annotated as transmembrane protein 209. The transcript has 15 exons. Bases 85 to 1821 code for a protein of 578 amino acids. NCBI's taxonomy places the organism in Eukaryota, Metazoa, Chordata, Mammalia, Scandentia, Tupaiidae. The record is from RefSeq and is a predicted model, not a curated record. Gene Ontology annotation, cellular component: membrane.